ACACGCUUGCCUUUCGUGGAAAUGUUUAGCUAAUUGAUAAUAAUAAGCUCUUAGCAGUGUAGUUUUUAGUAAUUCAUAUAUCUUUUUGUAACGAAUAUACCAGGAGGGAAUCUGUUAUUUGCCUCAAUACACUAUUCUGGUCAGUUUGCAAUUGUUUUCUGUUUGUUUCGCAAGAAUAAACUCAAACUGGACAGGCAUAACACAGCAUGGACACAGAAUGGAUUUAGUAAAGGUGUAAAGUUAAGGGAAAGUGUCGAGAGAUCAGCACUGUUUUGUUCAAAAUGUGGGUCAGCCUAAAUUUAAUUGCCAUCUAGUGAGAGCCGAAAGUGGUGGUCGAGAGUUCAAAUCCGGAUUUGGUGGGAAUGUGUGACUCUAGUAUUGGAAAGUACCGAUAAAUUUUCUCUCACAUCGUUGUUGUUAUGCGCUGAAAAUUGCUAUAUUUCCAUGAAUUUGGAGUAAAAGGUUUUCAAGAAUUGAGGAAUUUUAGGUUUUCUGCUUUCGCUUGGUAGUGUGAAAAAUGUAGAUAAUUUUCAGAUUUUAGAGUGUACACCGAAAACUGUAAAGUGUGUACAGCAAGAUGGAAAAUGUUCAAUGUACUCCGAAAAUAAAAUAUCUUUAGACGCAACGGGCACGGAAAUUGACUGAAUUUAUUGAACUAUUAAAGGCUAUGGCAGAAAUUUUAUUCGAUGAUGUGUAUGAUCUCUGCGAGAUUAUUGGAAGAGGUCCUUUUAGUUUAGUUCGGCGUUGUAUUCAUAAGACAACUGGUCAACAGUUUGCUGUUAAAAUUGUAGAUGUGGCAAAAUUUACUUCAUAUCCAGGGCUAAGUACAGAAGAUUUGAAAAGAGAAGCGACUAUAUGUCACAUGUUAAAACAUCCACACAUAGUUGAAUUAUUGGAAACAUACAGCUCAGAAGGCAUGCUUUAUAUGGUAUUUGAAUUUAUGGAAGGUUCAGAUUUAUGUUUUGAAAUAGUUAAACGAGCAGUCGCAGGUUUUGUGUACAGCGAAGCAGUUGCAAGUCACUACUUGAGGCAAAUCUUGGAAGCUGUAUGUUACUGCCAUAGUAAUGAUAUAAUUCAUCGUGAUAUUAAACCACAGAGUGUCCUUAUUGCUACCAAAGAAAAUUCUGCUCCAGUCAAACUAGGUGGCUUUGGAGUUGCUGUUCAGUUGUCCGGAAAUCAGUUAGUAAAUCCAGGCCGAGUUGGAACACCUCAUUUUAUGGCACCUGAAGUUGUCCAGAGGCAAUCAUAUGGCAAACCUGCUGAUGUGUGGAGUUGUGGAGUUUUGUUAUAUACAUUGCUCAGUGGAACAUUACCAUUCAUGGGGACCAAAGAAAGACUCUUCCAGAAUAUUUGCAGCGGACGACUUAAUUUGGCUGGGAAACAUUGGGAUAGUAUUAGUGAUUUUGCAAAGGAUAUGAUCCGUAGAAUGCUCACAGUUGAUCCUAUGUACAGAAUAACAGUAGAAGAAGCUCUUCAACAUUGGUGGAUUAAGUUAGUUUUUUCCAUCAGUUCUUUAGCUGUGCAUGUGAACAUGGAAAGUAAAGAUUCCAGUGCAGGUUGUGUUUCAAUAGCUGAGUUUUUUGCCAAUGGAGAAUCUGCUAUGUUACCACCAUAA
Messenger RNA from Stegodyphus dumicola, 1615 nucleotides. Its product is annotated as peripheral plasma membrane protein CASK-like. The record is from RefSeq and is a predicted model, not a curated record. NCBI's taxonomy places the organism in Eukaryota, Metazoa, Arthropoda, Arachnida, Araneae, Eresidae. Gene Ontology annotation, molecular function: ATP binding; protein binding; protein kinase activity. Gene Ontology annotation, biological process: protein phosphorylation.